GAAAUUACAAUGGGAUUUUUCUUUUUCUUCUUUCCAGGUGGUUGGAAAGCUUCCUUAAGAACUCCAGAGGCAGAUGAGGCUUGAUUUUGCCAGGGUUGCAGCACUGCAUUGUUGGGGAGAUUGAACCAUGUUCCUGCAAAACCCAAAGCGAAGCCAGAACUUCCCUGCCAUUUUAACCCAAGCUGAACCAAAUCGCCCAGGCCUUUCCUCUUCUCCGGAUCGAGGCGGAAGAGAACUCCAAGGCCCCAUGAUGGAGGCAGGGAAGUCAGGCCCUGUGCGUUCUUCUUCCUGGCCUCAAGAUCAGCCUGGAACCUCGAGUGAGGCCUUGGAGGAGGCGCGCCAGGCUCCGGCAGCCUCCCAACAGAGCAGCCAAGGCAGCCUGGCCCCUUUGCCGAAGAAGAGGUCCUACAGCACGGAGAUGUUCAGCAUGUGGAGAGACAUCCGCUGGUUCCAGAUCCCGCUGUCUUCUUUGCGGAGGCCCAAAGCGGGGCUGUUCAGCUUCACCUUCCAGUCCAGUCUCCAGGAGUACCAGCAGGUCCGGAAGUCCAAGCGACUGAAGGUGGGCCGGCCAUUCUCCGUGCUGCCGCUUCCGGGCUUACCUUCGACGCUGGAUGAUUGUCCCCGGGAAGCUCCACACAAGCGGAAUGACAGUCGCAGAUGCUUGAGAGCCGGGAAGGCUAGAGGCAGGAAAAGCCUCUCAUCUCUCAAAAAAGGACAUCAGGCUUCAGGAGGAUUGAACACAAGGUUACAGAAGUGCCUGACAGCCACCCACAUUAUGCCCAAGAGUUAUAUCUUCUGCUCAAAAGCUCCUCAAGGAGAAAAGAAAGAGUCCAGUGGUUGCUCUGGCAAGAAAUGGAGGAAAGGUCUGGCUCUGAAAGCUCAGAGCCUCCCAAGCAGGUCUCCUUCUGCCUGCUCCACAGCAGAGACUGAUGGAAGUAGUGACCAAUUUGGGAUUUGGGAUGGUACCCGCUCUCAGUUGGAAGAAGACGAUGGGUUCCCUCCUGACUGGAGUCCGCCGCGGAUUGAUUUCAUGUAUGAGAAUCCUCCUCCUUUGAGCCCUGCUCCUGGGCCUUUGUCUGCAUCACAGAGCUCCGGAGAGAUGCCAGAUAUCACCAAAGGGCUUGAUAAGUUGCCACCAAGGGAGUGUGCAACAGUGGCCUCCUCUCCAACCGAAAGCCAUUUGCUGUUCCUUGAGGAGUCUGUCGACAUGCAGGAUGUGGUGCAUGAAAGUGAGGAAGUGGGAAGUCCAGACCGUCCCUUGAGCAACUUGUGUCCAGAGGGAAAUGAGGAGCAAGAAGGUAACAUGUUUGAGGACCAAAGCCCGGCCAAUGACCAGAUGGCCUUGGACUUGGAAGAUCAUCCAUCAUUACUAUCUCCCAUCCAUCCGCUGCCCAUUGUCCAUGUCAGAAGCAGUAUCUCAACCACCUUGGAGGAGUUUUCAGGGGCCCCCAAGGGGCUGGUUUAUGAAUCAGAUGCAGUGGAGGAGGAAUCGGGGCCAGAAUAUCCCACUGCUUUCAUCCCAGUGACCUUAUCCAGGAUGUCCUGUGAAGGCAGUGCCUCUGCAUCCAUGGAUGAGCUUUCUGGUGGGUCUGAGGGGUCGGACGUGGAGGAAGACAAUGAUGACGGGGACCUCUUGCCCCUUGAAGAACUCCUUUGGACCAGCAACACAAAUUCAAGUGCUGUAAAAACAAAAACAACGUUCCUUUCACCAGAGCAGGAUUGUUUCCUCAGCAAUCUGGACAAACUUCUGGAAGAGAAAAGAGAACAAACCUGGGAGGAGGAAGAGCUGGAAAGAAGUGUGGGGGAGAAACUGCGGCUAUCUAGUUCACCCAGUUCCAUGGAGGUGGCCAAAGGGAACACGGCCUUUCAGUUUACAGAGGCUCACAGGUUGAUACUAGAGAAGUUCCCCAUGAAUCGGGGCAGCAUCGCAGCCGUACACCCCGGAGAAAACAUUUUUGGGCUCUCCCCGUCCUCUAGGACAGCUCUGGCUCUGGACAUCACUGGGCUGAGGCCACAGAAUGAGCUGGAAGGACUUUUCUUCAGAUCCCCAUUCAACCGGCAGAUGGUGCUCCUCAAAGAUGGCGUCCUCAGAGUCCUGUACCGGGGAACGUCCAGGUGCCCCCAUGCUGUCCUGCGUUGGUUGUUCCAGCUGAUGACUUUGAACCCAGGUGUCUCAGCAAGCGCUUUCCACACCCUCUGGGAAAUUAGUAUUGAUCAGAUGGCUUCAGCAGAUAAAGGCAACAUAGACCUUUGGUGUCCAGUGCUGAAAGACAUCGCCCAAGCCUUCUACAAUUUAGGAGCCUGUGCUUCCACCUUGGAUCCCACUGGGCUUUUUCAGCCAGAGUUUGGAGCUAAAGACUCAGAGUUUCCAGAACAUCUUUUUGGAGCUGCAGGGAUUAAAAGGGAGGUGAUUGAGGAAGCCCCUUCCCCAUUUGUCUUAGCAGCAACGCUGGGCAACAUAUGUAAGUUCCUGACAUUGUGUGCAGCAUCCCAUCCUCACCGCUAUUUGGACCGAGAGCGCCUGGCCCUCCUCACGCUGCUCUGCCGGGUUGGACUGGACAGGAACCUUUGCAAGCAGCCCAAUGUGGACCUCCAGCAGCUGCUGCUCUUCCUGCUUGAAGGUGUUCAGGACUGGCCUGGAAAGCUGCCUGAAUUGUGCGAGUCCCUUUGCCACGUCUCUUUGCAUCACCACAAUAUGGUUGCCGUUGUGCGCUCCUUUCCCGACACCACACCCAGGGGACGACAACUACGCAGAAACUUGAGCCUGUGCUUCAUGGCCAAGCUGCUUGGAAAGGCCCAAAUAGCGAGGAGCCUCCUUCAGAAAGAGAAUCAGUUGGAGCAGCUUGGCCAUCUCCUCCCCCUGAUGAAGCCUGCUGCUCUGAAGAAAGGCUUGCAGAUGGAGCUGAGACUCGCAGAGCAUCCCGGGAGAGGCCAGUUGGAGGCGCUUGCUGAACUUGACCAAGAGGCCUGCUACCUGUGCUAUAGCCUCCUGACUUUGGCCAACGCAAUUGUGACUAACCAAGCUGUGCCUUCAAGACACCAGGGGACCCUCUCUCAGCUCUGCAUCCAGCUGCAGCAACACAUCAGUGCCACCGUCCGAGAGGACUCGCGCCUCAUGUACCGGACGCAGCUCAAGGAUCUGGCAGCACGCACUUACAUCAAAUGGCAGGGGCUUCUGACGCAGGGCUGGCUGCGGACCACGCUCCCUGCAGGGCCAGAAUAAACACUUCUGGUGGGACACAUCUGAGGAUUUCUUUGCCAGAGAGGAUCCUGUAAACCAGUCCUGCAAACGUCCAGCAAAAUGUGAUGGAGAGAGAAGCCGGUGGGAGAGUCCAGCUUGCCUUCCCCUCACCCUGUUCUAUCUCUGUUUUUCCUUCUCUCCCGCUUUCCCAAGUUUUGCCAUUUUAUCUCAGGGUUUGCAAUCUUUUUCUGUUUUUCCACAAAAGCCCACAGUUCUUGCAAGGGCUAAGCCAACAACGUUUGCUAUUUAUUUAGACAACCUUGCGCCUUUAAGAAGCCUGCUUUCAAAGCAAACACUCGGGGAAGGAGAGUCGCACCCCGCCCUGCGCCAACCAGGCCAAAAUAAAUGUCAUUUUUAAUGGA
This is a messenger RNA of Anolis carolinensis (green anole), 3603 nucleotides long. RefSeq names its product family with sequence similarity 178 member B (gene fam178b). The record is from RefSeq and is a predicted model, not a curated record. Lineage: Eukaryota; Metazoa; Chordata; Lepidosauria; Squamata; Anolidae. Bases 128 to 3223 code for a protein of 1031 amino acids. The transcript has 17 exons. Gene Ontology annotation, biological process: positive regulation of double-strand break repair; protein localization to site of double-strand break; DNA damage response. Gene Ontology annotation, cellular component: nucleus; site of double-strand break.